CAUCGCAGCUCCAGUCACGUACAACUCACUGGCGUUGCAGCACGCGCUACUUAGUCCCGCUUGAAAACCGCAAAAAAGUCAACAAACAUAGUCUUUUAUUCAGAUUUGUCUCAUUUUAAAGAUCGCAAUUUGAAUCACUAUUGUUCUAACGUUGUGAACUUGUUGACGGACAGUGUUGUGUGUGGCGUGGGGGUUUGUUUUGUGUGAUAUCAGCUGUGACGAUGACCAAAGACCGCACCAGUGAAUUUCAAAUGGCUCGUGAUUACAACGAACCGAAUAGUGGAAAAAAUCGCAAAAGUGACUGUAAAGGUUUUCAGAUCAGCGGAAUGGAGGAAGACUGUAAUUGGAUAGCAGCAAUGGAGACCAUUAUUAAAGCGAUUAAGAAGAUACAUAGAGAAAUCUUGUUGACUAUACAAACAGAUAAAAGUUGUCAGAAUGAGCUCGAAAACCUCAUGACUGACAUGCAGAUCGCAGCGUUUAACCUGCGAGAGCGAUUGCACGAGAUGGAAAAAAACAUAGAACAGAAAGAAAAAACGUACAAUUCACUCGACGAAGUACCUUCAACAAAGAAAUCAGAACCAGCAAGCUUGAGAAUGAUGCGAAUUAACCAUUCGACAAUAAAGCACAAAUUUUGUACGAUAAUGAAAGAGUACAAUAGUAUGCAGCUCGAAUAUAGGGACAGAUGUCGUGAGAGGAUUCGCAGAGAACUUCACGUCAUUGGACGAGAUGUGACGGAUCACGAACUGGAUGAACUUUUGGAGCAACCUUUGGAGAAUGUGUUUGUGGACGCUCUAAACGAGCGGGCGCAGCUGACGAUGAACGAUGUUGAAGCAAGACAUCGCGACCUAGUGAAAUUGGAACAGUCAAUUCGCGAAAUGCAAGAACUGUUCCUGAACCUGUCGAUCAUAGUCGAGAAGCAACAAGACAUAGUAGACCACAUCGAGUUCAACGUUAGCGCGACUCAAAAUUACGUUGGACGAGCCAAAGAAGAAGUCAGGCAAGCUGAAAGGACACGGAUCAGGGCUAGAAAGAGGACUUUGUGUUUGCUUGUUGGAUUGGCAGUUGUUGUGGCUGUGAUUGUUGUUAUUCUUUCAUUUUAAAAUUCAAGACUGUUUCAUCCCUUAUAUAUCCCACAGCUGGACAGGAGUUUCUUCUAUGUCUAAGUACACUACAAAGACACGUUUAAGGUUAAAGUAAAGUAGAAAAAUUCGUUGAGAAAAGGUAGUAAUGUUUUUAUUUUAUUAUUUCCGUAAGUUUUGGUUGCGAUUAAAAAUAACUUCAAGCGUAACACGCAUGACACACUGCAAUUAUAAAAUUGUUUAACCACAAAUCCGCAAAGAUUCUUCGCCGAUCGCCGCAGUACUACAUUGUUAUAAUGGUAUGUAUUGACUAUAUGUAUUAUUUUUGUUUAAGUCAGCGUGUUGGUCCAUGUUUGGGAUGGCCGUGAACUGCGAGCAGGGCACUUAUUUAGCUGCACUCAUUCCGCUACUGCGAUCAAUUAGCGGUAUGUGUUUUAGAUCUACGUUACCAAAUAACCUCAGUACAGAGUGGGUACUAAAAAAAUCGACGUUUUAUUCGGUUACCGGAAAGUGCGCAAACCGGAUUCAUCCCCUAGUUUGCCGCUUAAAGGUGGAAUAUUUUCUUCAAAUUUAAAUGGGACCAAUCUCUGAGGUAGGUACUUACUGUCUCUUUCCAACAAAAAAGAAUUAUCAAAAUCGAUUCACAAAUUAUCCGAAGUUAUCGAGUAAUAUACAU
Messenger RNA from Hyposmocoma kahamanoa, 1755 nucleotides. Its product is annotated as syntaxin-like. The transcript has a single exon. The record is from RefSeq and is a predicted model, not a curated record. Gene Ontology annotation, molecular function: SNAP receptor activity; SNARE binding. Bases 222 to 1100 code for a protein of 292 amino acids. Gene Ontology annotation, cellular component: plasma membrane; SNARE complex; endomembrane system. Gene Ontology annotation, biological process: exocytosis; intracellular protein transport; vesicle fusion. Lineage: Eukaryota; Metazoa; Arthropoda; Insecta; Lepidoptera; Cosmopterigidae.